AUGAUCGUAUUCCAUUUCUCUGCUUUAACUUUCCUCUCUCUUCUUGGAGCUGCCUCUGGCUCUUUAGCUGGGGAUAAAUUUAAAUCUUCACCAACAGCUACGAUCGAUUCAGGCGUUAUAGUUGGUGUUGCUACGUCCUUGCCAGAAGGCAGAUUGCCCAUCAACAAAUUCCUAGGCGUGCCCUUCGCAGCAUCUCCGGUACGCUUCCAGCCUCCUGUCACACCCACCCCGUGGACUAGAGCUCUGGAUGUGUCAGAAUACGGCCCGGCCUGCAUCCAGCAGCUUGCUGUCCAAGAUGGUAUUUCGCGAGCGCAACUAGUUGCGUGGGCCAAUACUCCUCCACCACCGGCCGGUGAAAGCGAAGAUUGUCUCAGUGUCAAUGUAUACGCGCCGGCCUCGCCUGGAGCAAAGCCUGUUAUGGUCUGGAUCUAUGGCGGUGGUUUUACACUUGGCUUUAACAGCGACCCACGUUGGGAUGGGUCGCUAAUGGCUGCAGACCAAAACAUUAUUGUAGUGUCAGUCAACUAUAGGACAAAUGUGUUCGGAUUUCCCAGGUCGCCCCAAUUGCCUCUUGACCAUCAGAAUUUAGGAUUCCUUGACCAACGAUUCGCACUUGAUUGGGUCCAACGUAAUAUACAUGCAUUUGGUGGAGAUCCAAAGCGGGUAACAAUAUUCGGAGAAUCAGCUGGAGCUGCAAGCGUGGACGCACUGGUAACUUCAUAUCAUGAAAACCCACCAUUUUAUGCUGCCAUCAUGGAAUCGGGUCAAUCAACUUUUUAUCCCAACACCGCCAAUAUAACAGCCCCUUGGGAUAAUAUGGUUGCAAAGCUCAACUGCUCAUCUGCGUCUGACGCUCUUGCUUGCAUGAGGAAAAUACCUGCGAGCAAAAUUAAAUCAACCAUUGAGGAGACUGGAAAUUUUGCAUUUGGUCCUAUCAGAGACAACUUCACUUUUAUAUCACAUGCUAGUGUCGCUAGACAACAAGGAAAGAUCGCCAAGGUACCGAUCCUCAUCGGCACCAAUUCCCAAGAAGGUCGUCUUUUCGUGACUGGAUACAAUUCAACACAGCAGUAUUUACAGACAGUCCUGCCGCGUUUGGGACAAUCAUUUUACGACAAAGUGUUGGCUGAUUAUCCCAUUGGCUCUCCUGGUAUUGCAAACGAAUUUGAGCAAGCAGCGGCAAUUGAUACUGAUUUCCGUUUCUUAUGCCCGGCGUCCCAGGUUGCCAACUAUUCAUCCCUUGGAGGAUUUCCUACUUGGCGGUAUCUAUAUAACGCUUCCUUUCCAAAUACUCAGUUAUUUCCAGAUGCUGGAGUAUACCACUCCAGUGAGAUAUCGGAGAUUUAUGGUACCUAUCCAAGGGGUGGCGUUACAACUAAACAGGAAACAUUGAGCCGAUACAUGCAAAAGGCUUGGGCGGACUUUGCAAAGAAUCCGACAAGUGGCCCGGGUUGGAACGCGGUACCAAAUGUCGCUCUGUUGGGAAACUCGGACAAGGAGAUGAAGCAAGAUAUAGCAGGCACUAAACUCGACAAGGUAUGCGACUUGUAUAAGCCACUAUAUAGUGUAUUUCUUUAA
Molecule: messenger RNA, 1578 nt
Organism: Trichoderma virens Gv29-8
Lineage: Eukaryota; Fungi; Ascomycota; Sordariomycetes; Hypocreales; Hypocreaceae
Exons: 3
Coding region: 1-1578 (525 amino acids)
Source: RefSeq, a predicted model, not a curated record